Messenger RNA from Vicia faba (fava bean), 1404 nucleotides. NCBI's taxonomy places the organism in Eukaryota, Viridiplantae, Streptophyta, Magnoliopsida, Fabales, Fabaceae. The record is from the annotation of a GenBank genome assembly.
AUGAAAAUGAAGAUCAACAAAGCCGCCGAUCUCUCCUCAAUCUCCGUCUUCCCUCCUCCUCACAUCUAUUCAAGGAGGCCGAACAAUGUAUCCAAUGGACUGCAAGCGUCGCAGCAUCGAUCGCAACCGUCUCAGCAGUCGUUUUCUCAGGGAUUGUCAUCUCAGCAAGGAAUUAUGUCUCAUUUCUCGCAAAGCUCGCUCGACGAAGCUAUCACAGCAAAUGAUCAGAGAGCUGGUUCUCAAGAACAUGAGAACUCUUCAAGGAGGUUUUCUAGUUUGCCUCGACUUGCUUUUCCGAAGGACGAGAGUCAACCACACAACUCAAGAUCUUCAUCCAAUCUCCUGGUGAAAUGGAACUCUGUAGAUAAUAAAAAUCAGUUAAGUGAAGGACUCGAAACCCGAAUUGGCAUAAUGGAAACCUCAUUGAGCAGGUUUGCAAUGAUCAUGGAUUCUGUUCAAAGUGAUGUAAUGCAAGUUAACAAAGGAACAAAGGAAAUUAAUUUGGAGAUGGAGUGCAUAAGACAGAAGCUGAUUGCUCAAGAUAACUCGCUUCAGUUAAUGAUGAAAGGACAAGAAGAAAUUAAAGCAAGCAUUAAUGAGAGCUUGAAAUCUUUCUCUGAACAAAUGAGCCACGUUACAAACAUAGAGAAGUUACAGGAAGCAUAUAUGUUGGUUUCAGCCAUGCCUCAGCUAAUUGAAGGCUCUCUGAAAAAUUUGCAAAAUGAUAUCCAGAACACCACCAAGGAAAUGCAGGAAAUCUCUCGCAGUUUAAAACAUACUAACCAAAAGGAUCUGGCACAGUCUAUUCUGUCUCCAAAGUGUGUUAGCAAACAAUUUAUCACACCAAAAAUGCAUCAGCGUCCGGCUAAUGAAGCAAAGAUGUACACUCCAGCUAUUGUAGCUUCAAAAGUAGACACGGGAGGCUGGUUGCCAGUAAAAAGAGAGAGAGUUACUUUUUCAGAUAGAGUAUCUGAGAAGGUGCAAAAGCAAACUCAACCAUACACUGAGAAGAUAAGGGGAGCAAGAAACUGUGCAAUUGUCAUUGAAUCUGACGAGGAGACUGAUGGAAAAUUUUCCUGCGCGAUUGAACUAAACGCAGUAGCAGCAAAGGGGAAGGGGAACAACAAACCAAAAAUUACAAAUGAGGCAAUUCGCGUCAGCCAAAUGGAGGGAACUAAGUUGGUUGCAAAAGAUGGACAGGCAGCAUUGAGGAGGAGUGCAAGGAAGAGACUCCCUAACCAAAUGAUGGCUGAUUUUGUCUGUAAAGGGCAUAAGAAAAAGAGUCAUAGAAAAAAGGACUUGUUUGGAAAUUUGAGCAAGGAAGAAGAGGAAGAAGCCGAGCGAAUUUUGAGGAAUGCGAGGAGGCGCAAGAGGAAGCGUAAUUCUAUGAUAACCAUCCUUUGA